This is a messenger RNA of Drosophila busckii, 1829 nucleotides long. Its product is annotated as dihydropyrimidinase. Gene Ontology annotation, cellular component: cytosol; cytoplasm. The record is from RefSeq and is a predicted model, not a curated record. The coding region runs from base 32 to 1795 and encodes 587 amino acids. Gene Ontology annotation, biological process: pyrimidine nucleobase catabolic process. Gene Ontology annotation, molecular function: dihydropyrimidinase activity. Lineage: Eukaryota; Metazoa; Arthropoda; Insecta; Diptera; Drosophilidae. The transcript is spliced from 11 exons.
CAGUUUUCAAAUUGCACACUAAACUCUCAACAUGACCAGCAACAGUCCACAGCCCGUCAAGAAGGUGCCCAUACAUCUGCAAAGUGCACAGAAUCGUGUGUACAUCAAAAAUGGACAAGUUGUAAAUGCUGACAAGUCCUUCAAGGCCGAUGUAUACAUUGAAGAUGGCAUUAUCAAAUUUGUAGGCGCUGCUGCUGACAUAACCGUUCCAGGCGGCGUGAGAACUAUUGACGCCACUGGCAAGCUGGUCAUGCCCGGUGGCAUUGAUCCCCAUACGCAUAUGCAGCUGCCCUUUGGCAAUGCUGUCGCUGUGGAUGACUUUUAUCACGGCACUAAGGCGGCUGUGGCUGGUGGCACCACCAUGAUAAUUGACUUCGUUUUGCCCAAUAAGCAGCAGUCUAUGCUGGAGGCCUAUGAUACGUGGCGCAGCUGGGCGGAUCCGAAAGUGUGCUGCGACUAUGGCUUCCAUGUGGGCAUCACCUGGUGGUCCAAGUCAGUGUCCGAUGAGAUUGGCGUUUUGUGCAAGGAGCUGGGCGUUAACUCGUUUAAAACUUUUAUGGCCUAUAAAGGAUUGUAUCAGCUAAACGAUUCAGAUUUGUUGGACGUGUUUGAACGCAUCAGAAGCCUUAACGGCGUGGCCAUGGUGCAUGCGGAGAACGGCGAUAUUAUAGCCAAGAAUGCUAAACGACUGCUGGCUGAGGGCAUAACGGGUCCAGAGGGCCAUGAGCUAUCGCGCCAGGAGGAGGUGGAGGCAGAGGCAGUGCAUCGUGCUUGCAUUUUGGCACAUCAGGUGGACUGUCCACUUUAUGUGGUGCAUGUGAUGAGCAAAUCCGCUGGCAUUGAAGUCGCACGCGCACGUCAACGUUAUCAGGGCAAAUAUAUUAUGGGCGAAACACUUGCCGCUGCUCUCGGUACAGACGGCUCUCACUAUCGUUGCCAGCACUUUGGUCAUGCUGCGGCGCAUAUCUUGAGUCCACCGCUGCGUCCAGAUCCCACAACACCAGAGUUUCUCAUGAAGUUGCUGGCCAACAACGAUUUGCAAACCACUGGCAGCGAUAAUUGCACUUUCAACAAAAACCAAAAGGAAUUGGGUUUGGGUGAUUUUACAAAAAUACCAAACGGUGUAAAUGGCGUGGAGGAUCGCAUGUCCUUGGUGUGGGAAAGAGGCGUGCAUGCUGGUCUAAUGGAUGCCUGCCAGUUCGUAGCUAUUACCAGUAGCAAUGCGGCUAAAAUAUUUAAUAUUUUUCCACAAAAAGGAUGCAUUGCUGUUGGUUCGGAUGCUGAUGUUGUUGUCUGGGAUCCACAGGCAACGCGCACAAUUUCGAAGGAUACACAUCAUCAUGCUUGCGAUUUUAAUAUAUUUGAGGGCAUGACUGUGCAUGGAGUGCCUGAGUUUGUGCUGGUGCGUGGUCGCGUUUGUGUGGAGAAUGGUCUGGUGCGCGUUGCCGAGGGCUUUGGUCGCUUUAUACCCACACCUGUGCGUCCGGCCUAUGUCUAUGAUCGCCUGGAGGGCAAUGCUGAGGCACAACAGCCGGAGCAGCAACAAAAUGGCAAUGCAAGCAAAAAGCUUGCCGAGCUCGAUGCGCAUAUUCAGCCACAACAGCCAAUUGCUGCCAUGUUGAGUGCGGAUCAGAACGGCAACAGCCACAAUCAUCCAGCGCGUGCUCGCGUUGAUGGUGUGCGCGAUCAGCAGGAGUCGUCCUUUUCCUUAAGCGAAGAGCUGGACAAGGCGGCUGUGCGCUCUUCUAUCAAAGUGCAUAAUCCGCCAGGCGGCAAAUCCUCAGGGUUUUGGUAACAAUUCUUUUCUAUUUGUGCAUGUAUUUAAAAUA